AUGGCGACAACUUCAGCAAGCCAGAGAUGUGAUAACCAUGAGAAAGAACUAAAAUGCAACCAUGUGAGAUUCAGAAAACAAGGACCGAAGUACCUUGACGAUCUUGAUCUAAUUUUUGGCAAGGCACAUGUGAUUGGGGCCACUGCAUCCUAUCAUGAAGAUAUAUCCUCUGAUGAGGCAAGUGAUGAGGACGUGGCCGAGGUACCAAAACCUCCAGAUAAUGAUAAUGUCAAGCUAGCCGCUUUGAAGAAGCUAGGAAAAAAGAAACGCAAGAGCUCUUGUACUGAAGACAAAGAAGAGAAGAGUCCAUUUUUUCGCAUGUACAAAAACACAUGUUUGAAGAUAGAAAGUGCAGCAGACAAGAUCUUCUCAAGUGUAUCUGCAUCAUCAGCUCCUCCAACUAAUUUAGUCCCCACUAUUGGAGAGGCUAUGACGAUGGUCGAAGAGUGUGGGGUGGAAGAAGGAACUGCUUUAAUGCACACUGCCACCAUGCUGAUCAUGAAGCCUUAA
Messenger RNA from Miscanthus lutarioriparius, 510 nucleotides. NCBI's taxonomy places the organism in Eukaryota, Viridiplantae, Streptophyta, Magnoliopsida, Poales, Poaceae. The record is from the annotation of a GenBank genome assembly.